Aspergillus clavatus NRRL 1 is the source of this 1725-nucleotide messenger RNA. RefSeq names its product putative G2/M phase checkpoint control protein Sum2. Gene Ontology annotation, biological process: cytoplasmic stress granule assembly; P-body assembly. The coding region runs from base 1 to 1725 and encodes 574 amino acids. Lineage: Eukaryota; Fungi; Ascomycota; Eurotiomycetes; Eurotiales; Aspergillaceae. Gene Ontology annotation, cellular component: P-body. The record is from RefSeq and is a predicted model, not a curated record. The transcript has 4 exons. Gene Ontology annotation, molecular function: mRNA binding.
AUGGAUAUGAACCAUCUCAUAGGUCAGCGUUUUAACCUGAUCUCCAAGAGUGACAUUCGUUAUGUUGGUACUUUACAUGAGAUCAACCCCGAGGCCUCAACAAUAGCCCUUGAGAAUGUCGUCUCUUUUGGCACUGAAGGUAGACGAGGAAAUCCCAAUGAGGAGAUUCCUCCGUCUGCCAGUGUCUACGAAUACAUCGUCUUCCGUGGGAGUGAUGUAAAGGACAUUAGCGUAGCUGAGGAGCAGAAGGAAACUGCACAGCCUGAACCUCCUCAGGUUCCUGAUGAUCCUGCCAUUCUAGGGAGCAUGUCUCGUCCUGGACCCGGCCCUCAAGGUCUUCCUCCUCGCUCCCAACCACUACCACAGCAACCUCAGGCUUCACACCCCGCACCUCCUGGAUAUCCUCCUCAGCAGGCACAGUUCCAAGGUCUCUACCUUCCUUAUGCGCAACGCUUUGGUGCUCCUGGCUUCCCUCCUGGACCUGGAUUCCCGAAUAUGCCGUAUGGUGCUCCACCUGGUUGGUAUCCUCCUCCCGGCCAGGGUUUCCUUCCAGGACCAGGACAGUUCCCUCAGAUGCCGAUGGGUGGCCCUGGCCCCCAUCAAACACCCCCUCCCCAGAAUCGAGCAGGAGCUCCGGGCGCGGGUCCUGUAAACGCACCAAAGCCAACUUCCGAGCUUCCGGCCGGUGAUCGGCCAACCAGUAAGCCCUCUAGCCGGAACGCCACACCUGCCCCUGCUCCAUCCGCACAGAAUCCCCCUCCUCCCCCCGUGGAGUCUAAGCCUUCCGUAACAGAAGCUGUACAAGCGUCUACUUCUGCUCAAAUUGCGCAGGCCGCUGCUCUUGGUGCUGGACCUGGAAGUGCGGCCAAGGCGCCUCCCACUGGACCCAGGAGCGGCCGUGUCCAGCCAGCAAUUCCAAUUGCGAUGCCAUUCAAGCCGCCUGGUUCGGCUGUAGCCAAUUCUACUGCUAGUGCACCCGUGAAUAAUGCUUCGCAAGGACCAGCGUUGUCCGCGAUCACGGAAGCUACCCGUGCUGCUACCGCUGCCGUCGCUGCUGCGAUGGCCAAGUUGCCGCAGCCCAAUGCUCAGAAGAAGCCUCAACUGGAUGCCGCUGUGGAGAGUGUGACGAAGCAGAUGAAUGAAUUGAAGACAUAUGAAGGUGGCCGUCCUCCCCGUGGUGGACAUCGCGGCGGACGUAGCACCCAGCGUGGUCAAUUCCAGGGACCGGCCAAGAAGGUCGAGGUUCCUGACACUGACUAUGACUUCGAAGGCGCAAAUGCCAAGUUUAACAAGCAGGAUUUGGUCAAGGAAGCCAUUGCCACUGGUUCUCCCGUGCUCGAAGCUGAACCACAUGUGCAGACCGACCAUGCCGAGGUGGCCGAUACUACCUCCAACGAUGCGUCGACUGGUGCGGCCAUCGCUUACAACCGGACCACCUCUUUCUUCGACAACAUUUCCAGCGAGGCUCGUGACCGCGAGGAAGGCACUGGCGGCCGGCCUGGUGGCCGUGAGUGGCGUGGCCAGGAAGAGAAGCGCAACAUUGAGACCUUCGGCCAGGGUAGUGUCGAUGGCUAUCGCGGCAACUACAGAGGUCGUGGCAGAGGAAGAGGCUACAGUGGCCGGGGACGCGGUGGCUAUGGCCGCGGAUACAACCCCAGGGGGCGUGGUGGUAACUACCGGGGACGCAGCACCACGCAGUCCACUGGUGUGCCUGCCCCAAUUUAA